This is a messenger RNA of Penicillium canariense, 942 nucleotides long. RefSeq lists its product as uncharacterized. Lineage: Eukaryota; Fungi; Ascomycota; Eurotiomycetes; Eurotiales; Aspergillaceae. The record is from RefSeq and is a predicted model, not a curated record. The coding region runs from base 1 to 942 and encodes 313 amino acids. The transcript is spliced from 2 exons.
AUGCCAAACCAUACUGUCGGAGUGUUUCCCGCAGCAGGAGGAAUUGGCGGGGCGACUGUUAAACACCUCUUGCCGCGCCUUCCGUCAUCAAGCCUAGUCUUCAUCGCUCGAAGCCCAGAAAAACUCAAAUCCCUCCCCGUCGGAGAAGCAGUCCUGCGCCGUGCAGACUACGAUGACGACGAAAGCCUUCAGCACGCAUUUGAUGGAUUGCACACGCUUUUUCUGAUAUCAUACGCGUCGGUGGAGCAUGAGUAUCGGACUGAGCGCCAACGCGUUGCAAUUGACCUGGUGAUUCAGAGCGGGGUGAAUUAUAUCUUCUACGGCUCUUUGGGAUAUGGUGGUAAGCCGGAGAACGGCGAGUCUGUGGCCCACGUCAUGCAGGCGCAUCUGGACACUGAAAGAUAUCUGGAAGAGUGCGCUCGCCAGCACAAAGGCUUUGGAUACACAGUGAUUCGUGAGGGUCUCUACUCUGAGUCUUACCCUCUCUAUACGGCUUUCUUCGAUCUCACGCACCCUGUGGAUGAAAUCAAAAUCCCACAUGAUGGAUCGGGCCCUGGAAUUGCGUGGGUCAAGCGCGAGGAGCUUGGAGAGGGUACGGCAGAGCUUUUGAAGAGAUUUAUACAGAAUCAGGCAGGGUUCGAGUACAAGAAUCAAAAGGUUCUGCUGUCAGGAUCCAAGACACUAACGCUGGGGGAGACUGUCACCAUCCUGGGGAAAAUUGCGAAGCAUCCUGUGCGCAUCUGCCAGGUUUCGGUGGACGAGUUUGCGAAACAGCCCAAGGUCGCACCGAGCCUCACCUACCAUGGAGUGGAUCAUUCGAAGCUGUGGACAAGUACCUUUGAGGCUUUCCGUCCUGGAGAAGCAGCUUUUGUUUCCCCUCUACUUGGAGAGCUCCUAGGACGCGAGCCGGAAGAUUUUGAGACAACGAUCUCUAGAUCGUGA